Messenger RNA from Exserohilum turcica Et28A, 712 nucleotides. RefSeq lists its product as uncharacterized. Lineage: Eukaryota; Fungi; Ascomycota; Dothideomycetes; Pleosporales; Pleosporaceae. The transcript is spliced from 2 exons. The record is from RefSeq and is a predicted model, not a curated record. The annotation marks the transcript as partial.
CUGAGCGCCAAGAUCGCCAAGAUCUGCGGUGACGAUACGCAGGCUGCUAUGCAGGCCCUUGCUGAUAUCUGCAAUGGCCAGGACAUCAAGAUUGCUUCCAAUGUAGCCUCUCCCACUGGCUCCACCAAGACGACUACCGGCUCGUCUGAGAAGCCUACCAGCACGGCUGAGAAGCCCACCGGCACAGCUGGAACCACAAUGAACUCUUUGUACCCUACUGCCUCUGGCGGCUCUCAUGGCAGCUCUGGCCGCAACGGCACUGCUCCCGUUGCGACUGGCGGUCCCAAGUCUCCUACCAGCCCUACUGGUCCGGCUAGCGUUCCUGGUACCCACCACAACGAUGCUGGCAAGGUCGAGUUUGGAUUCGCUGCCCUUGUCGCUGGUCUCAUGGCCGUCGCCUUGUAAAAACAUAGCACGUCCAAAACGGGGGAGAAAGUGCGUGGUUCCAAGUUUAAACAGGGGGGGUUCUAGCUGGGUCGGGCUGGUCCCCUUGCAACGGGACCGAAGGGUUUGUUAGAUUGAGAACGGCGGCGUUUGUCAGGCUAGUUUUUAUUGUCUAUUUUUUAUAAUCCCAUGCGUACGUACCUACGCACUGGGACCGAUACAUGCUACGUGGAUAAAGCCAAAAUGUACAAAGCCUUAGCCUAAUAUUAGGCAGUGUUAUGACAAGCAAGGUGUGGAACAGCAAGUAUAUACACAAUUAUUAUCGUUU